AUGACGGGCAUUGCCCGGGGCAACCAAUGCAAAGGUGACAACGUCAUGCUCGGUGCAGCUAUCGAUAAAGCCAUUCAAGAGGACAUUGCAUUCAAAUAA
Phytophthora nicotianae INRA-310 is the source of this 99-nucleotide messenger RNA. RefSeq lists its product as hypothetical. NCBI's taxonomy places the organism in Eukaryota, Oomycota, Peronosporomycetes, Peronosporales, Peronosporaceae. The record is from RefSeq and is a predicted model, not a curated record. The transcript has 2 exons. The coding region runs from base 1 to 99 and encodes 32 amino acids.